Molecule: messenger RNA, 5307 nt
Organism: Lindgomyces ingoldianus
Lineage: Eukaryota; Fungi; Ascomycota; Dothideomycetes; Pleosporales; Lindgomycetaceae
Exons: 4
Coding region: 102-4988 (1628 amino acids)
Source: RefSeq, a predicted model, not a curated record
GCCGUUAGCUAUAUAGGUAAAUGCAUGUCAUCUCUCCCUUGACUCUACAUUCAUCUCAGCCACUCUUUCCAAAAUAAAAUUCACGCUGAGUUGGUUGAAACAUGGGGCCUGUUCUGGACCUCGGGCGCCUUCGAGCUUCUUCCACCCCGCUUGAAAGCUCAAAGUAUUUUCGCCAUCUGCUUGCUUCAUCCUCUGUCGAAACCCUUUCCCUGCAGCUGCUCGAAGCGGUAGAACGGGGCUCUCUGGAGCCAUCCAUCUUCGACAUCUGGCUUGGCGUCACCAAGUCUCCCUCCGCCAUCAGCCUUGCUUUGAAACAGAACGUCUCAAUUCAGAUUCGCAAAUCUGGUAUAAAGAGAGUCGGAAAACAGCUGAGGUCAUCAAAGUGGAAGGAGACAUGGGAUGGCCUCGGUGGAAUCCGGGGCCUCCUGGAUUUAUUUGUCGAUCUCUCUGUGCUGGAAGUCAAACAGAUGUGCUACGCAAUUGCUCGUUCUGCCGUCGGGUAUGAUGUGGAGGAAAAGAGGAAGAGAACUACGGAAUUUCUGAAGGCAUUGUUGUCAGAUGAAUUCCCGGAAACCGAGCAUAGGAAUCCAGAUCCGCGUCCUAUGGCCCAGUAUUACAAGCAGCUUGUCCCAGGGUGUACUUCAGCCUUCAUCACAUUCACACUGUGCAAGCCAUCGAAGGAUGAAUGGAAUGACAUUCCACACAAAUUACUUUUAAGGUAUCAUGCCGAUACGCUCAGGCCAAUUUGUCUUCAGAUGGUCUUUGGUUCCUACCCCUUGGAGGAUAAGUGGCUUUCCGCACUGCUUGAAAGAUGGCCUUCAUCCCUUGGCUCUUUACCUCGAUUCUCUGCCUCAUUGCAAUUCUCGUUCGACAUCUUGAAAAGGGCUGCCCAAGAAGAAAGUUCCACGAUCUCGACGCAUGGCCUUAUUCGCCGCGUGGUGGAACCUCUUCUACGACGGGCCUUGAGGAGGAGGGUCGGCUGGAUGCACAUCCAAGAGAUUGUCGGCCUAGCUCUGAAAUAUCUUGAGAAGGAACCAGAUGCAGCUAUCGCACUUGAGUGGAACAAUGGUAGUCUCCUAGAUCUCGCAUUGUCUGCAUGGCGCCGUCGUCCAAAAAUGUUCGAGACACAGGUCACCGCCUUGUUCUCGCAUGGCCGCCAGAAGCACAGCUACUUGGAAAAUAUUUGGGAAAUUGAGAAACAUGUGGGAAAAGUAGCCCCGUCUCAGCGCUAUGAAAAGUUAAAGUUCUGUGUGUUCGUCGCUAUGGAAAUCGAUAUCGACAUCGACAGCGACCUGAAGAGACUCCAGGCAUAUUAUUGGAAUGAUAUAUUCCAUCUGCUAGAUGCCGGACAGGCUUUGGGCUUGUUCACUCGAAUCUGUGCAGCAAAGGGAAACGAUUGUGUAAACGGGGAUCUUGAGUUGAUGGAGAUCGAUCUCUUACGAAAGAGUGGAAGCAGCGAGAAGGCGCGCAGUGUCGCACAACAGUCAAUACAAUGGCUCAAGAAGAAGGCUAUGUCGAAUCCUGAUCAAUCUCAACGCGCCUCCCAUAUCAAGUUGGUAGUGGAAUAUGCUGUCGCCAGUGGCUCACUUCCGUUACAUUUUGAAGUGCUCCAGUGGACCCGUCGUUUCAUUCGUGAUCCGCUCACAGUUCCUGUUUUACACCAAAGCCAUAUGGACGAAGAAAAGGACUUGCUAUGUGCUAUCUCUCCUGAUACCCCGAAACAAAUGACACCCUUACAGCUCCGCAGCUGCGUUGUUGAGGCAAACAAGGCCCUUCGGUUUUUGUUCGAAACUGCAUGUUUAGCUUUGCGAGAACCAUCAUAUGCUGGAUACCAUUGGCAGGGCACAUUAGAUCUCUUUUUACACAUUGUUGAGCGACGGAUGCAACGUGUUCCUACUCUGAAAAAAGAUCUAAAUCUAUCUGACGACCAGGUCUACCACAUCGUUUGGGAAGAUACAUUGCAGCUGCUCCUCGAUGUGGAGAAAGAUUGUCUAAAGAGCGACAACAAAGAAUUAUCGCGAGAUACCGCUCAAGGUUGCCUGGGCUACCAAGGAUAUUCCAAACUCAAAGUUAAAGGCGAUGAUCCUUCCACCUACCGCUUCUUUGACAACUUUGCUAAAGCAAGGGAUGACAUAUGGCAGGAAUACCGGCCCACCAUUCACCCAAGCGCAGCAACACUUCCCGCUCCCUAUCCUCGUGGACUGCCUAUUCAAACCUUAAUCGGCCCAUUCAUUCUGCGAACUGCUUCUCUAGAUAUAUUAGCCCCAUACAUUGCAUCACGCACAAAUGCAGCUAUUUUCCUCGACCCGAUUGCGGCACUCACACCUUAUCCCGAGGAUGAAGAUGACAGGACCGCUAUUGGGCAAUUUGUAGACGACUACCACUUUGCCAUGAAAAUGUUCGUUCCCAAGUGCCUUCCUCAUGAGGAAAAGAAGCGACGAUUACAACGGGCUUGGGAUCAUGCAAUUCGUUUUUUGAGUAGGCCUCGAAUGAGCGAUGAUGAAGGACUUCGGUAUUGGCAAUGCAACAUGCAGCACAAGUAUAGAGAGUUCUGGCCGAAAGACUACGUUCCGAGGCCUGAUUAUGACGACUAUCCAACCAUCCCUAUAGUGGAUGAACCCUCCGAGGUUGUGGAAUGGAAUCCUUUACCACCGAGGCGGGAGGAUAUUGAUGAGCGAGCAAUAGAGAUGACAUACGUCGACCUAAGUAUCGCCGGUGAGGGAUUUUUCUCACCAGAUCCGUACCCUGGUCUUCCACUUCCCGAUAACAUUCCCACCGAAGUCCCUGGAAAGACCUUUGAACAAGCUGCGAUCUGGUCUAAGGGAAUAGUAGAAGAAGCGAAGAGGAAGACCCCCGUUCGUGAGGGCCAAAUUCUUUCCGCUCUCCUCUAUCUGGACACAAUUAACAAGUCAGAUACACGGAUUCUGCCUGCCCCUUUUCCAGCCGAAAGCGAUAUUCGAUACCCCACUGCCUACCUUGAUGAACAGUUCCUGCGCAAAGAUGAUCUUAGUAUGCACAAUGCGAUCAGUACUCUUCGUUGCCACCUCAAAUCCGCCCCAGUAGCUCUUCUCGCGAGGCUUACCGAGAACACGAUAGCGUCUUUAGACAAGAUGAGGCUCGGCGACCCGGAUUACAACAAUAUCGAACGCCUAGCAUUCUCGCUUGUCCAUCUGCUCACGCAGAGUGAUAGACCGGAUAUAGCAUCUAAUCUCGCCGUUCGAGCCAUCAUUCAGCGACCUGAUGCAAGCUCCUGGCAUCGAACACUUUUAAAACCUGGAUUUCUCCGGAGACUACCAACAGCGCAAGCGCAACAAUGCGUCAGCGCCUUUGCUGCAGCGGUUAUUACGAAAUUGCGAGAACAGGUGGAGGCUAAGAAGAUGGCGCAAGAGAGAUCCCCAGAGGCCAAGGAGUCCGAUACAGCAAAUGAGGAAGGCGAAAAUGGGUUUCCACAGCCUUACAUUAAGGUUACAACGAUCAAGUACUUAGCACAAUUGCUUAAUGGGGCGGAUUUUAUAUCCAAGGGCUUUACUCUGGGUUUACUCACUACCUUGUCGCAAAAAACAACGCAUAUCGACAUUCAGAAUGCUGUUCUAGGUAGUUUACUAAGUAUUCUGAAGACGUCUGGAUCACCGCAAGAUGGCGAUGAGACUUUACCUGCAAAAGUACUCAAAUGCCUUGAGACCGCAAUCCCGCUCGCAGGCCAACUUGAUGAGCGUCAUCCUCUCUCCGAAUCCGAUUGGGAAUCCAUAUCAUCAAAUCUCACUCUACCUGAAGUUAAUUUCUAUGACAUUCCUGCCAUGUUGGCAAUGCUAUAUGACUUCUUAGCCAACGUCUCCCAAGACUUCCCUCAUCGCACUGCUUAUACGAACCGCAUUAUCUUGCCAAUAAUCGACCGCCAGAAGCAACAGACAAAGCGAUGGAUUGACGUGUUCUUGAAGAAAUAUGCUGGUGGCGAGAAGGGUAUUGAAGAGUUGAAAAUCCCCAUACCACCGAGAGCCUCGAUGGUCUGGCUCCGGCUUUUGCAAACAGGAACAACUCAUCUCCCAGCUACUUUGGUCGAAGAGUAUCUCGAUUUCACCAUCUUCUACCUUUCCAAGCCAGAUGUGGUUUGUGCGCUGAACAAGAGGUUCGACGACGACCCAGCCCUACGAACCCGAAAAGAUGUCAGUUUCUGGCUCAGCUUGUUCUAUAACAAUUCCCCCAUAUCAAGUUUUGGAACCUAUCUCAUUGGUCUUUUAAAAAAGGACUUCAGGCCUACUGUUCUAUCCGAAGAAAUGGGCAUCACAGUCGCUAAAGCUCAGGAAUGGAUCCUAAAACUGUUCACCGCUAUCAUGGCUGUAGACGCGCCUCGAUAUCACUCAAUCCACUACCUGACCACACAGCUAGCCCCACCAUUCUCCGUCUAUCAAACUAGCGACGAGGAUAGGAAAACUUGGGUUGAGAAUACAAAACCCGUUGUGGAAGCCAUAAUUGCGUAUAUCAAUACCUUGAGAACGAAAGAGUGGCUGAGCGAUCCGAACAGAAAGCCUCCUGUCCUUCCGGAUACAUAUGUGAUGCGACUCUGGUUACUAAAAUACCCCGGCCUUCCUCUUCCACCUGGAGAAUCCGUGACUCAGGAGGAGAGAUGUAAGGUCUUUGCUGAAGAGGUUGCGAAACUCGUGGAUAGGAUCUCUGGCAGGUUGUACCAUAACAAGCUGGGCUUUGUCAAGGAGGCACUGAAACGCGUAAUGGGCAAUGACGUGCCGCGUGUUGCGAUCUGUCUUGGCGAUAUCUCGAAUACGAGGUUGAGUUGGUUGACUUUACAUGAUCAGUUGAGGAUCGAGCUUGCAGAGGAGUUACUGAACAAUUCGUCCAGGCCAGAUGAUGCGGGCCUUGUGGAACAAGUGGAGAAAAUGGUGAAGACGUGGCAGGUAAGCGACAACGAGGAUAUUAGAAGGAAAGGCUAUGACUUGAUGGAUAUUUGGUCGGGGUUCGGGCUGUUUGAUUGAGACUCUAAACGUGCUAGUGGAAGAAAAUGGAAUUAGUGGGCUUUUUUAUUGUUGGCGAUUGAGGAAUCGUGAGUUUCUAGGUUGGGGCGAAUAGCGGCCCACGUGGUCUCGUGAUUUCACGGAGCGCAGGAGGAAAUUGACGCUCACAGAAGCUGAUCGUUGUAUUAAGGCAAAUUUCGCGAAAUAAGCAUCGAGAGAAAAACAUGAGGGGGUUAUUGCAUGUUUAAUUGUUCUCCCAAGCUCGACUGGACUGAAACAGGAAGACUUGAGAAGUCACGGGUUUUGCCCUCCAGAUAGAUGGACAUGAACUUCGACCACC